Elaeis guineensis (African oil palm) is the source of this 1823-nucleotide messenger RNA. Its product is annotated as probable pectinesterase/pectinesterase inhibitor 12. Lineage: Eukaryota; Viridiplantae; Streptophyta; Magnoliopsida; Arecales; Arecaceae. Gene Ontology annotation, biological process: cell wall modification. Gene Ontology annotation, molecular function: pectinesterase activity; enzyme inhibitor activity. The record is from RefSeq and is a predicted model, not a curated record.
UUCUCAUCCCCACCCUCCCUUCAGUCCCCAUGGCUUCUCCUUUCCUUCCUCUCCUUCCAUACCUUCUAACUUCUCUCCUAUUCUCAUCCCUGCUCUCUCCCACCACCUCCUCCUCCACUCUAAAUCCCAACAACUUGCAAUCUGUCUGCCCUUUCACACCCUACCCCGCCUCCUGUUUAGAAUCCCAGAAGUUCACCAUCUCCAUCUCCGGCUCCAACAACUCCCCCACCCUUGCCUCCGCCCUCUGCUCCCUUCAGGCAGCCAUCUCCGACGGGACCAAGCUGGCCUCCCUCCUCUGCUCCAUUUCUCCAGGCCCCAACCUCGUCGAGUCCCAAAAAGGCUCCCUUCAGGACUGCCGAGACCUCCACCAGAUCACCCUCUCCUCCCUUAAGAAAUCCAUCGCCGUCCUCUCCAGCUCCGCCGACGGCUGUAGCUGCAACCUCGCCGACGUCCGGGCCUACCUCAGCGCCGCCGUCACCAACAAUGCCACCUGCCUCGAGGGCCUUGCCGGUGCCCGGGGCUCACUAAAGCCCUCGCUGGUGGCGUCCUGGGUCACUACCUACGAGCACGUGAGCAACUCCCUCGACCUCGUCACCCGCUUGGGUCCCCGGCGGCCGGGGGGGCAGCGGAGACGGUUGCUCUCAUCCGCCGCCGGCAGCGGUGGGUUCCCGGCAUGGGUCUCGCGGAGGGACCGAAGACUUCUCCAGAGCGACGACGACGGCGGCGACUACGGGGAGUACAACCCGUCGUCGGUGGUGACGGUGGCGGCGGACGGGACAGGGAACUUCACGACGGUAGGGGAAGCAAUCGCGUUCGCGCCGAACAACAGCGCGGACCGCAUAAUCGUGUUGGUGCGGGCGGGUGUGUACGAGGAGAACGUGGAGAUCUCGGCAGACAAGUCCAACAUCGUGCUGAUUGGGGACGGAAGCAACGCGACUGUGAUCAGAGGAAACCGGAGCGUCGGUGACGGCUGGACCACCUUCCGAUCAGCCACGGUCGCUGUUUCCGGAGAAGGUUUCUUGGCUCGUGACAUUACCUUCCAAAACACCGCUGGACCAGCAAAGCACCAAGCCGUGGCCCUCCGAGUAAAUGCCGACCUGGUUGCCGUCUACCGUUGCGUGAUUGAUGGCUACCAGGAUACGCUAUACGUCCACUCCUUCCGGCAGUUCUACCGGGAAUGUGAUAUCCAUGGCACCGUGGAUUUCCUCUUCGGUAAUGCUGCAGUGAUCUUCCAGGGAUGCAAUAUUGUGGCUAAGAAUCCUUUGGCUGGGCAGUACAAUGUUAUCGCAGCCCAAUCCAGAGAUGAUCCUAACGAGGAUACCGGAAUCUCUAUUCAGAAUUGCUCAGUCCUGGCAUCUGAUGAACUAACGUCGAGCAACGGUAGCACCAAGACCUACCUGGGGAGGCCUUGGAGGCUGUAUUCCACGACGGUGUACAUCGAGUCUUACCUUGGUGGGCUGGUGGAUCCGGCAGGAUGGACGGAGUGGAUGGGAGAUCAGGGGCUGGAUACCUUAUACUUCGGCGAGUAUAUGAAUAGUGGGCCAGGAUCGGGGACCGAUGGUCGGGUUACGUGGCCGGGAUACCACAUUAUGGAUUACGAUGAUGCCUCUAACUUCACCGCGUCGGAGUUCAUCGACGGUGACGAGUGGUUGGAUUCAACCUCAUUCCCGUAUGAUGAUGGGAUAUGAUGGUCGGCCUAAUACUUAUUUCUUUCUUUGAUAUGUAGAUGUUGUUAUUCCCCUCUGUGCGUUAAUUGUAAGUGCACGUGCAAGCAUAUGUAUGUGCCUGUAUCUAGUAUCUAUCAAAGUCGGGUUGUGUUGCAA